AUGAAGGAAAAGAUUGACCGGACCAUCGAGGAUCUGAAAGAAUGGCAGUCGCUAUUUGACCCAUCGUGGUAUCUGAUCAUGAGGCUCACAUAUAGCCAAAUUGAUGAUGGCCUAAGAAAGAACCGAAGAUCUUCUGCUAUGAAAUUUCAAGACCAGAUACCUCCUGCCCAGUCUCUCAGGGCAGCGUUGCAUCCGACAGACGGGUACGCUCCAUCGGUUCGCCUCUCAUCGGAUUCUCUCAUUUCUAUUAACCCACAGGAGAUAUCAUUCUGCUCAGCGCAGGUGGGCCGGAGCCCAGAUAAUGGCCAAUCGCUCAUCGUGGAACGAAUUGAACCUCUUCCAGGCGCUAAUGUCGGGGACAUGAAGAAAUAUAUCCGAGAUCUUGCCAGACGGUUGGCUGGAUCUGAUGCGGGCGAGUUCGGUCUCCUUAGCUGUAAAGAAUAUAUCCACCACAGCAAGGACGACUGUUCUCAAUCUACGCCAGAUGCAUUCACCAUUAUCUUACGAAUGCCAACACAACAUCUUCCACCUCGCUCUCUCUGA
This is a messenger RNA of Penicillium crustosum, 543 nucleotides long. RefSeq lists its product as uncharacterized. NCBI's taxonomy places the organism in Eukaryota, Fungi, Ascomycota, Eurotiomycetes, Eurotiales, Aspergillaceae. The record is from RefSeq and is a predicted model, not a curated record. Bases 1 to 543 code for a protein of 180 amino acids. The transcript has a single exon.